AUGGCUAACUUCAGCGUUGAUUUAGAGUAUGGGUUGGAAACGCCAGAGCGCAACUAUACCACCGGGACAAUGAUAAUUGUCAUAUUGAUUUUAACCCUGAUUAUAAUUACCACAGUCUCGAUGAAUUUGCUCAUUAUUGCAGCGUUCGCUACGACAAAGAACGUGCGGAAACACACAAACUAUUUCUAUGCAAGUUUAGCCGGCACGGACAUCGCCAUUGGCCUAAUUGUUAUGCCAUUUAUGGCCACGGAGUCCCUACUAGGUUACUGGAAAUUCGGCAAAUGGCCGUGUCUGUUUUGGCUCUCCAUGGAUUAUUUCACAUCGUCAACUUCUGUGUUUAACAUGACUGCCAUUUGCAUCGAUCGGUAUAUGGCAAUUCGUCUCCCGAUGCGGUACCGACCCAUGCGAACACAUAAACUGAUCGUCGGCAUGAUCGUCACCGCCUGGAUAGCAGGAUUCCUGGCUGAAGUGCCCGCUACAUUGCUGUGGGAACCCAUCACAGGAGAGAGUAUAAUCGACUACAAUGACACCUGUGACGUGGAAUGGGUCGAUAAUGUACCUUAUACUCUGACAAGCACGUUUGUCACUAUUGUAUUCCCUUUCGCUAUUAUGUUAAUUCUAUAUUCACAGAUUUAUUUCAUCAUCAGAAAACGCGCUAAAAAGCUGGGCAGAUUUCGUCCCCGCAAAUCGUCGUCUGCCAACAGUAACAACUCCAGUGGAGGUAGUCGAUAUCUAGGGGACUACGUAACUUCGUCCGGUGAUGUGUCAGCGGCGAGGGCAGCCAUACUGCCAGACAUAGGAAAAUCUUCGUUCGGCUCCUCCAGAAACACUAUAAAGACAGUUCGGUAUAAUCGUGUUGCCCGGGACAAGAAAGCGGCAACAACUUUGGGAAUUUUGUUAGGUUUUUUCUUCUUCUCGUGGAUUCCGUGGCAGAUCAUUAGUAUAGUCAACGCGUCCUGUGGCGACUAUUGCACACCUGUUGUGGUCUAUGAUAUAGCGCUGUGGCUUCAGUACUCCAACUCUAUGGUCAACCCAUUUCUGUACAUACUUAGGGAUACGAGUUUUAAAGUUGCUGUUUAUCGAAUAUUUUUUAAGUGCUUCUGUCGAUGUAGAAAAAAGUAA
Molecule: messenger RNA, 1122 nt
Organism: Saccoglossus kowalevskii
Lineage: Eukaryota; Metazoa; Hemichordata; Enteropneusta; Harrimaniidae
Product: 5-hydroxytryptamine receptor 1B-like
Biological process (GO): positive regulation of MAPK cascade; adenylate cyclase-activating adrenergic receptor signaling pathway
Cellular component (GO): plasma membrane
Molecular function (GO): G protein-coupled receptor activity
Source: RefSeq, a predicted model, not a curated record